GCUCCAACAGCCAGCAGCUCACCACCAUCACCCGGCCGUCGCCAUCUCCACUCAUCCCAAUUCCUCGCCAUGAUGCUGUCCCGAGCUGCCCGCCCCGCCAUGAGGGCCGGCAUGGCCGCCGCCGCCCGGCCCGCCACCCUCCCCGCCGCCAAUGCCGCCGGCUACGCCACGCUCCGUGAGAUUGAGGGCCGUCUCAAGUCGAUCCGCAACAUCGAGAAGAUCACCAACACCAUGAAGGUCGUCGCCUCCACCAAGCUCACCCGCGCCCAGAAGGCCAUGGCCACCUCGCGCACCUACGGUCAGACCUCCAACGCCGUCUUCGAGAACGCCGAGACCAAGCCCGUCGACAACGGCAACAAGACGCUGUUCGUCGUCUGCUCCUCGGACAAGGGUCUCUGCGGUGGUAUCCACUCCGGUCUGUCGAGGAAGAUCCGCAAGAUGCUCCUUGACGCCCCUAACGCCGACAUUGCCGUCAUUGGCGAGAAGUGCAAGGCCCAGCUGUCCCGUUCCAACGGCAAGAACUUUGUUCUCAGCUUCGCUGGUGCCGGAAAGGACAUCCCCACCUUCGCCGACGCCUCCGCCAUCGCCGACCAGAUCUCGCUCCUCCCCACCGAGUACGCCUCCGUCCAGAUUGUCUACAACAGCUUCAUCAACGCCGGUUCCUACGAGGCUACCAUCCAGGAGGCCUACUCCGAGGAGGCCAUCACCCAGUCCGCCAACUACUCUGCUUUCGAGAUCGAGGACGAGGCUCUCCCCAACCUCCGCGAGUACGCUCUUGCCAACUCGCUCUACUGGGCACUUGCUGAGGGCCACGCUUGCGAGCAGUCCGCGCGCCAGAACGCCAUGGACAACGCCUCCAAGAACGCCGGCGACAUGAUCAACAAGUUCCAGAUUCUGUACAACCGUACCCGUCAAGCCGUUAUUACCAACGAACUUGUCGAGAUUAUUACUGGUGCUGCUGCUUCCGAGAGCUAGACGCUGUAAACGGUAAACUAGAUAUCCCGAACAUUUGGCUCAGUUGCGCCGUGUAGAAUAAGUACUGUUCAUAGCUCAUUUGUCACCUGCUAAGCAACUGCAAGCCCGUUUUCAAAUCACUGUGUUAUGAUCAAGUCUGUACUACUACAGUGCGUGAGGAUGUGUCCGCAUUCGGACCCUACAAUACAUACUGCAACCAGAGUCCCAGACACGUCCGGUCUGCCUCUUGGCACUUUUGAAAGAUCGAGAUCAUUUUCGCUGUAGCCAACGAGCCGCAAGAGUACGACUGAACACCUCCAAUCAAGCGUCACAUUCCAAUGAGAAAGCGCCUUCUUGCAUCAUGCUGCAGGCUGAUCAGACGUGACUAGGUGCACUACUUACGCUGUCUAUUUCUCGCUGCGCAGUCUCCCUGCAUCUC
Molecule: messenger RNA, 1393 nt
Organism: Boeremia exigua
Lineage: Eukaryota; Fungi; Ascomycota; Dothideomycetes; Pleosporales; Didymellaceae
Product: ATPase, F1 complex, gamma subunit domain-containing protein
Exons: 4
Coding region: 70-975 (301 amino acids)
Biological process (GO): proton motive force-driven ATP synthesis
Molecular function (GO): proton-transporting ATP synthase activity, rotational mechanism
Source: RefSeq, a predicted model, not a curated record